CCUAAUUCCUCAAUGUCCGUGGAGCUUCAUCACGAAUGCACUCGUGUUCCCGUCACCGCCUCAGCCUCUUGCGGCCCUCUUUUUCUCGCUGCAGAGGGUCCAUUUGUGCGCUUCUAUAAUGCGAACACCCUGACUUGCUUGACUUCCAAAUCCAUCUUCCGAGCCCAGGCCGUACAUGGGAUCUCUGUGCUCUCCAUUUCCAGUAGCCAUGCCGUCCUCAUGGUAUGGGGAGGGUGGCUUGUGCGUGUGUGUGAAUUUGACCUGCAAGGCGACGACAAGGAUGUGAUGAUCACGCCCAAUUCCUGGAUCUUCUCCAACACCGCUGAAGCUCCGGACUGGAUACUCCAUCUCAGUCCUGAACCACGGUUGGUUCAAGACGGAAAUACAGCGAUCUUGCCUCUGUGUGCGGCCGUCACAGCACACAAUGCACUUCUGGAGCUGAAGACCACAUAUACCAACAAAAGCCCAACAAUUUCCGUUGCAGAACUCACAUUCAGUUCACGCUCCAUUCUCUAUUCUGCCCACCUCACUUGGGCAUCUCAUGGCCGAAUUCUGAUCGCUGCAGGAACUGCGUUUGGAGAAAUCAUAUUUUGGACUUGGACUAAAGGUUUCCAAACAGGAAGUGGGUCGCAGACACAGCGCGUAUUCCUGGGCCAUGAAGGAUCAAUCUUUGGUGUGCGAAUCUCAAAGCUCUACCGCAAGAGCCCGGAUCAAAGCCCCCAGCGGUUCGUUGCAAGCUGCAGCGACGAUAGAACCAUCCGCAUAUGGGAUGUUUCCGACAUCUCUUCACAAGAGGGGGUUAGUACAGGCGGUCAAAACCUUGACUAUGAACGCACGCAUCAUACAGGCUUCACGAACCCUUCUUUCGACUCCGUUUCUAGUUCCGAAUGUCUAGCUAUUGGUUGGGGUCAUAUCUCUCGUGUGUGGGAUGUACAAUUCCUUGAAUAUAUUGAUGAGACACUAGGCAUAUUCUUAUUGUCUUCGGGAGAAGAUGCUACGACGCGAACAUGGAGCUUUACUCGAACCCUUGAUUCAGCUGGUCAAGGAGCAUUUCCUUUUCAGCUCUCCCAGCUGGAUAUAGCCGCGUAUCAUAACGGUAAAAAUAUAUGGGCGUCAACCAUCCACUCACCUCUCCCGGAGUCACCGCAAAUCUUUGCAGGUGGGGCAGAUAGCAAGAUCACUGUUUGUUCUGUAGGCGCUUCCGUCCCUUUACUCGGCCACUCUGGGUGUAUCUCCUCUGAAUACACCAUUGAUGACAUAACAUCUAUAGGGCCACAGUCCGUGGGUCCAAACUCGACUAAAAAAAAGUCAUCUAAAGCUGAAGCAGGGUUUUUCCGCAGUUACACCUUUAUCGAUGAUACUUCAUAUUUGUUGACAACAAACAUCGGGAAAGUCUACCUGGGAGUAACAGCACCAGCAAAAUCACACAGCAAGACAGAUACCCAAUCACCCUGCAGGAUGAUAGGCCAUUCUUCGGAAUUAAGUGGAUAUUCAGUGUCUGCAGGAGUAGCCUCACUCGGGGUCGCCUUCGUAGCCGGAUCUACUGGGAGUGUAUACAUGUACUAUAAGCAGACUGGGGUGUUCUCUCUGCUCUAUACGGCCACUGGGAAAGUCGGGUGUUUAUUUGCCGCUGCUUAUGAUCAUGACGCGAUCAAAGGUGUCAUCUUGUUCCUGACGAUAGCCGGGCAGAAUUCCGCUCAACUACUCCAUGUAGCAUGGCCAGAAUCCGGGCUUCCCGUUGUAGCGAGGCAUGACAAUGUACCACUCGCAGCAGCCGGAGCUGGACUGACUGUUACGAGCAUCUCAUACAUUCCAACCAACUCCAAUGAUGAUUAUUUGAUCCUGGGUUUUCGACAAGGGUCUCUCGCGAUAUACCGCACGAAUGUUGCUACCGCCGGGGUAGAGGCUACCGCACAUUCGACUUCAUGGAUCCGAACCAGUGAUAAAGUUCAUGGAAAGGAAGCAGUCUCGUGCCUGUCUUGGUCAGCAUCUGAUAUUCAUUCCGGUUACCUUAUCUCCACAGGUCGGGACGGUCACUUGGUCAUGCACUUGCUUGAUCUGAAGACAGGUUCACUCAAUCUCGUGCACGACCUCAGUCUUCCUGUUGGACCUAAUGUGGAGGGUAUCUCUCUCAUUGGAGAUCGCAUUCUUGUCUAUGGGUUUUCCAGCAAGCACUUCAUUCUCUACGACGUAAAUGCAGAAGAAGAGCUAAUCAGCGUCGACACUGGGGGUGCCCAUCGAAGCUGGGCUUUUCAACCGCACAGGAAGAAUUAUGGAUGUGGGGCCUUGGUCUGGACUAGAGGUUCAAGCAUGAAUACUUGCCAGCAAUUGCAUCCUAGCCAUGACGUCGUACGUCAAGGAGGUCAUGGAAGGGAGAUCAAGGCCGUGGCUGCGACUAAGAAUUCUGACAGCCAGCUCAUAGCGACUGGCGCGGAAGACACCGAUAUUAAGGUUCUCCAAUACAGACUGGGGAGCUUCAUCGGAAGCAGAACAUUACGGAAACACAAGACCGGAAUCCAGCACCUACAAUGGUCAGAUGAUGGCAGAUAUCUCUUCAGUAGCGGCGGGUGUGAGGAAUUCUAUAUAUGGAGGGUUCGCACACUUCCUUCGAAACUUGGCCCUGUUGGUGCGGUUUGUGAGUCGGUCUGCAAACCAGAGAGUGAACAUGCCGAUCUUAGACUCAUGUCUUUUGAUGUGCGCAAUCAUAACGGGGGUUUCAUUAUCUCCAUGGUUUUUUCCGAUUCGAACAUCAAGGUGUAUCAUUACAAUGCUACUGCAGCCGAGCCAUGGCAUUCUAUUGCCACUGGAACGUACUUCACGUCGUGUUUGACGCAGUGUGUCUUCCUUUCACCCAGUCUUGUUUUUACGGCUGGCACCGAUGGACAUGCAGUCUUGUGGCCGCUGAAGACUACCGAGUUUGAUGCGACAUGCAAGCUAACUUCGAUCGAAACAUUAAAAUGGCGGCAGCCUAUUCGAAUCCACCAGAGUUCUUCUAAAACUCUAGCAGCCGAAUCCCUGGACAGUCGUACAAUGCUCCUUGCAUCCGGGGGUGAUGAUGGCAGCAUCUCCUUCCUUGUCAUAUCAGUACCUUUACGUGCAGGUCAACCUAACGUUUCGGACAUGGAAGGCAUCUGUAACAUGAGCCGACCAGUAACAGUUGUCCGUACCCAUGCCUCCGCUGUCACAGCUUGCGCUAUCAUCGCUCAGGGAUCCCGGGUUUUCGUUGUCACUUCUGGAAACGACCAAUGGCUGCGACUUUGGGAAUUGUGUUUGUCUACGAUGACACACGACGGAUCGCGCGGGACGGACCAAUAUAGCACGAAAAAUAUAGCUGAUGUCAAACGUCUUGGAAAGGUGAAGAGCAGUGUUGCAGAUGUAUCCAGCAUGGCAGUUCUUGAACAAUGCCAAGAUCAAAGGAUAGUCAGGUUGUUGGUUUGUGGAGUGGGAAUGGAAGUUAUUCGGGUAGAGAUGUAG
Molecule: messenger RNA, 3474 nt
Organism: Periconia digitata
Lineage: Eukaryota; Fungi; Ascomycota; Dothideomycetes; Pleosporales; Periconiaceae
Source: the annotation of a GenBank genome assembly